Molecule: messenger RNA, 1249 nt
Organism: Cynara cardunculus var. scolymus (artichoke)
Lineage: Eukaryota; Viridiplantae; Streptophyta; Magnoliopsida; Asterales; Asteraceae
Exons: 4
Coding region: 27-1085 (352 amino acids)
Source: RefSeq, a predicted model, not a curated record
AGAGUAAACUUCAAGCACAGUGCAAAAUGGCGAAUUCUAUGGAUGUGCAGCCGGAAACCCUAGAGGAGAACCGAGACGACGAUCAUCAAAACCCUAGCUACGACAUCGAAGCAACACAUGACUUCGAAACACUGGCUCGAUCAUGGCUCUCCUCGCUGCCCGCAGACAAGUCUCUAAACCCUUCUGACGUCGAAACUUGGCUUCAAUCCAACAAUUCCUCCUUACCCGAUCACAUCAAAUUAAUGCCUCCAUCAGAUGUAUACCAGAUGUUUCUUUCGUUUUUAAACGAUGGAACUCCCUCCAAUGAGGAAAAAGAUCCUAAUCAUGCUCGUUUCCAGCGCACUGAUCAGUGGAUGCCAAUUUAUUCAUGGUUAGAGUCUUUAAAGACGGACGAGGUAAUUAAGUCAAAAGAAAUAAUAGAUUGGCUUACCGAGAAUCCAGAUGUCAGGGACGAUUUGUCUGCAAGACAUUCUCGUUACCAUCUAAUGCACUACAUUAAAAAAUGCCACAUGAAAAUACUGAAGAGAAAAGAAAAGAAGAAGGGAUUGCAUACUACCAUUAAAACAAGUUCUCCAAGGGCUCAGAAGACUGAGGAAAAGAAAUCACUAGUUGUUCUUCCAAGUAGUAGUGUGAUCAAGCUCCAAAAGGAUAGUCCGAUAUAUAUGGUGAAACGAAAUGAAGCUUUCCGGAAAUAUGAAAUGUCAGUUAUUUUCAUCUUUAUACUUUUUUUUAUGUUUCAUAGAAAUAAUUCUCGAAAUAAAUGCAACAAUUUCCUUUUUGAAGUGUCCGAAUAUACAUGCAAAAUCUCCCGUUUACAUAUUUUGUCUAUGGGUAAUGGUAGCCUUGAUUUUGUCGAGGUGACUACCUCUAUCUUGUCGAUAUUUUUUGGCAUAUUUGAGAUGUUUGAUGAGUACGCACUCGCUUCCAUUACAAUGCGAUUACUCAAAUGUUGCAUAUAUAUUUUGGGGAUAAUUACAAACAUAACCAACUUGAGAUGGGCCCGACCACAAAAUGAGACAUUUUUUUUGAACUUGUACACACACAUACACAUACACACACACAGAGCAGAACCCUCUAAAUCGUGAGAUCUUUGAGGCUGAGCCCUCGACUUUCUGGGAGACUAGGUUCAACCAGUGUGACCCAGGUACCGUUGGACCCCAAAAAAAUGGGGUCAUUUUGUGACGGGUGCCUUGCCAUAAUGGUUAUAUGUGUAAUUAUCCUUGUAUUUGGGAUAGACAGUUUACCGAUU